CAUCUGUGUUGCUUUACAUACCACAGUAGCUAAUCAAGCUAACGCUAGGCUAACUAGCUGCAGAAGAGUGUCAUGUAGUAAACUUUAUAAUCGGUGCCAGUGGAGCAGCUUCCGCAGUGACUGGGUCAUGGAGUUAAGGAAUAUCAAGGACCAGUCUCCACUGGUCCAGGCUAUAUUUAGCCGAAAUUCGGAAGAAGUGACAUUUUUGUUGGACCACAAUGAAGAUGCCAAUGCACUGGACCAAGAACAAAGCACACCACUUCAUGCUGCUGCUUAUUUGGGUGAUGUCCACAUCAUGGACCUACUCAUCAAUUUGGAUGCAAAUGUUAACGCUAAGGACCAGGGUUUGCUGACUCCUUUACAUCGAGCAGCUGCCUCACGGAAUGAAAGGGCUGUGGAGCUGCUACUUAAUCAAGCAGCAGAGGUUAAUGCACAAGACAAAUUUGGGCAUACACCUUUACACAUGGCAGCUUCUAACUGGGCUACAGGCUGUGCUGAUGCUCUAAUCCCUCAUGUAAGCAGUUUGGAUGUUAGUGACCGGUCAGGAAGGACUCCGCUACAUCAUGCAUCGCACAGUGGCCAUGCAAAGAUGGUGAACUUGCUUUUAAGCAAAGGAGCCAACAUAUGUGCCAAAGAUAAAAAGGAAAGACAGGCAAUCCACUGGGCUGCAUACCUUGGACAUGUGGAGGUUGUGAAACUGCUGGUGUCUCACCAGGCGGAUGUGAUGUGCAAAGACAAACGCGGUUACACUCCACUCCAUGCUGCCGCAGCCAGUGGCCAGUUAGACGUGGUCAAAUAUCUGUUGAGACUCGGGGUGGAGGCUGAUGAACCCAAUAGUUUUGGAAACACGGCGCUGCAUGUGGCCUGCCACAUUGGGCAGGAGGCGGUGGUCGUGGAGCUGGUGAACUGCGGUUCAAACAUCAACCAGCCCAACGCCCAUGGCAGCACGCCGCUGCACCUGGCUGCUGCCUCCUCCAGUGGGGUCCUGAGUCUCGAGCUGCUAAUCAACAAUGGAGCUGAUGUCAACAUGCAGAAUAAAGAAGGGAAGAGCCCUUUGCAUAUAGCUGCUAUGUACGGACGAUUCACAGGCUCUCAGAUUCUGAUCCAGAAUGGUGGUGAGAUUGACUCUGUUGACAUGUACGGUAACACUCCUCUUCAUGAUGCUGCCAGGUAUGGUCAGGAGCUGCUGAUCAGCACUCUGCUGACAAACGGUGCAGACAGGGCCAGACCAGGCAUUCAUGGGAUGCUUCCACUACAUUUAGCAGCACUGUAUGGAUUUCCAGACUGCUGUCGAAAGUUACUGUUUAAUGGCCAGUUUUACAACAUUUUACAGCAUUUUACAACAACUCAAGUGCUGUCAGCGGGAUUUGAUAUCAACAUCUCGGAUGAUCACGGGAGAACGUGCCUUCAUGCAGCUGCUUCUGGAGGAAAUGUUGACUGUCUCAACUUGCUGUUAAAUAGUGGCGCUGAACUGGAGAUGAAGGAUCAUUUGGGGAGAUCUCCUUUGCACUAUGCUGCAGCCAGUGGGAACAGACAGUGCACGGCCUCUCUGGUGAGGGCCGGAGCUGAAGUCAACGAGUUGGAUCUGACGGGCUGCAGCCCUUUGCACUAUGCUGCUGCUUCACACACAUUCUGCGGGGGUGAAGCAAACUCUGAAUCGGACAUUAGUGUGGCGAAGGAGCACGAGGCCUCUCUCUGUUUGGACUUCUUGCUUGACAACGGGGCAAACCCAACUCUGAAGAACAGUAAGGGUUACAGCGCCGUCCACUAUGCAGCAGCUUGUGGAAACAAAGCACACCUUGAACUGCUCUUGGAGAUUUCCUUUAACUGUCUAGAAGAGGUUGAAAGUAAUGUCCCAGUCAGCCCUUUGCACUUAGCUGCGUAUUAUGGUCACUGUGAGGCCCUGCGCUUGCUGUGUGAGACAUUAGUGAGUCUGGAUGUGCGGGACAUUGAAGGGCGAACUGCUCUCCACCUGGCUGCUCAGAGAGGUUUUGCCCCUUGUGUGGAGGUGCUGCUGAAACAUCAAGCGUUCUUCACUCUAAAGGAGCACAAGCACAAGUGGACGGCUCUCCAUGUUGCAGCUGCUAUGGGCCAAAUAGACUGUCUGCUAUUACUGGUCAACAUGGAACAAAGUGCUGACAUCAUUGACAACACAGAUAUACAGGGACAGACGGCGCUCAUGCUGGCAGCUCUAGGACGACACAGUGACUGUGUUCACAUCCUGUUGGAGAAAGGAGCAAAGGCUGAUGCUGCAGACAAAAGGGGCUUCACUGCAUUACACAGAGCUGUCAUGUUAGGCAGUGAGGACUGUGUAUCUGCUCUGUUGGAGCAUGGAGCCUCUGCUCUGUUUAGAGAUUCUCAGGGACGAACCGCGCUGCACCUCGCUGCCUCCUGUGGUUACACGGAGCUCCUCCACACUUUGCUAAAGGCUGCUGUGGAAGCUGACCCUCUGGACUCUAUGCUGGAUCACAGAGGGUACACACCCACCCACUGGGCUUCCUACCAUGGACAUGAGGGAUGUUUACAAAUUUUACUUGAAAAUAAACUUUUCAGCAACCAAGAAGGAAAUACGUUCACCCCGCUGCACUGUGCUUUAGUUAAUGGACAUGAUGUUGCUGCUAAACUUCUUGUUAAGACUGUUGGCCAACAAAUUGUAAUUGUUGGUGACACCAAAGGAAGGACCCCGCUGCAUGCUGCUGCUUAUUCAGGAAGUGUUGCUGGGCUGCAGCUGGUCCUGGCCCAGGGAGCAGAGGUCAAUGCUGUGGACCACUGUGGAUACUCUGCUCUGAUGGUCGCUGCAGAAUGUGGACAGACCAUGGCUGUUGAGUUCUUGCUGCACAAAGCCAAGCCAGACCUGACCCUUGUGGAUGUCAAUAAUAACACAGCCCUUCACUUAGCCUGUACCAAGGGUCAUGAGAUGUGUGCCCUGUUGCUCUUGGGAGAAAUCAAUGACUCCUCUCUUAUAAACGCAACAAACAGUGCACUUCAAAUGCCCCUUCACAUUGCAGCAAGGAAAGGUCUGGCAACUGUUGUACAAGUGUUGUUAAGCAGAGGAGCAGCGGUCAUGGCUGUAGAUGAGGAAGGUCACACACCGGCUCUGGCCUGUGCCCCAAAUAAAAAUGUGGCAGACUGCUUGGCCUUGAUCCUCUCCACUAUGAAGCCUUUCCCUCCAAGGGAAGCCGGUGGUGGUGCAGCAUCCCACUUUAACCCUAUCUUAAAGAACUGUGCCAUCACAACCUGCUGUGGAGCCAGUGAGAACCUGUGUCAUGCAUAAGUUGAGUUAAGGACCAUAAAGGCACAAUUGGUCUGCACAGGUUUUUGUUAAUGAAAAUGAAUCCCAGUGUAGCCCAAAGUCUCUACACCACAUAAUAUACAAAUCUCUGUAAACGUGUGGUGAUACAUACUUCCACUAUGUGCUAAUGCACCAGUAGCAUCUAUUGCUUCUCUAAAAUGUAGUCUUACCUUAGAUUAUCACAUGAUGCACUAACCACAAAGACUGAAAGGUUUUAAUGAGCACACUAAAUAAGCCUCUUCACCUUAACCUGCUCGCUGAUGUAUGUGUGUUUGUGUGUGUGUGAGCUUGUGCGUGAGUGUGAAACACUUAAGAUAUUUGUAUUAAUAUAUCUAACAGGUGCUGUAAACCUUGUAUGCAAUUAUUAAGAUGCUAUUUUCAUAUUCUGUCCACAGUGUAGAAGAAACUACACUCAUAUAAAUAUCCUUAAUUGAUCAGAAUAUACAUUUAAACCUAGAGGGAAUAGCAGUUAUAGCUAUGUUCAUAGAUUUAAUUUACCAGUAGUUUAGUCUAUUUACAUAUAUAUUAUGUAGAUCUUAAUAUGAAAUCAAAGUUUUACCCAAAUUCUGAAGACUUAACCUCAGGUCAGAGUGUACUGUACUGUAAUGUAGGUGCAAUAAAAUACACAUUCUAAGCUGAAUGUGACAUUACAAGUGUGAAAGAAAGUUUAUUCACUUAAAUAAGCCAGAGAGAAACCAAACAGAAUAAAACUCACAGUGUAAGCUAGUUUGCAGCAACAGUAAUUUUCUGGCUUUUAACCAAGUAGAAAGCUCCCGUGCAGCUAUACAUCCUUUACCCAAAGUGGCCAGAAACUGAACAUUGUUCUCAUGUGUGUCUCAUUUUACUUACAGUAUUUCUUUUAAAAAUAGGAACCAUUGCCACAGCUUUGAUUUAAUUUUUCACUUGUUAAAAUGGGCUAGGUUAAAAAAUAUACUGUUACAGACAGUACCUGACAUUGUCUCACUCUCUUUAUAGAGCAGCUUUUAUUUUUAUUUGUUUGAAUAGAAAUGGAUAUGAAAUUAAUUUUGAUUAAAUCAAAAACUACAUACAAACCGAGCUUUUGACAAAUUCCCUAUUUCUAAUUGAUUCUUUUACCUAGUAAUAGCUGCUGUUGUGCUGUUUCUUGGUAUUACUGUUAACUAUUUGCACUCUGACAUGAACAUAUACAUUUCACAGUAGGAUGUCCUUCUUACAGUUAUGCAUAUAUUUAACCAUUUUUUAAAAUGCAUUUUACAAGUUAACCUUUAAUGUGACGCUAAAAUGAAAUCUUGUGUUUUCAACUAUUAGCAAAAGAGGAUGGUUCCACAUUUCUAAAUGCAAGUUGCAAUUUUCUGAAUAAUGUUCGAUUUUGAGAAUUGUGUUACAACUUUUCCUGUGAACAAACUGUGUGAGAUUUUUGAGGUGUAAGAACUUGAAUAUUGUGGCCUAGUUGUGGAUGAUGUUAAUGUGAGAGGAAAUAAACAAACCACUAUUUUAAAGG
Molecule: messenger RNA, 4772 nt
Organism: Betta splendens (Siamese fighting fish)
Lineage: Eukaryota; Metazoa; Chordata; Actinopteri; Anabantiformes; Osphronemidae
Product: serine/threonine-protein phosphatase 6 regulatory ankyrin repeat subunit C-like
Exons: 28
Coding region: 128-3274 (1048 amino acids)
Cellular component (GO): cytoplasm
Molecular function (GO): protein binding
Source: RefSeq, a predicted model, not a curated record